Astyanax mexicanus (Mexican tetra) is the source of this 2297-nucleotide messenger RNA. It is a transcript of the gene mpped1, whose product is annotated as metallophosphoesterase domain containing 1. Lineage: Eukaryota; Metazoa; Chordata; Actinopteri; Characiformes; Acestrorhamphidae. The transcript has 7 exons. The coding region runs from base 622 to 1563 and encodes 313 amino acids. The record is from RefSeq and is a predicted model, not a curated record. Gene Ontology annotation, molecular function: hydrolase activity.
CUCCUCUCCUCCUCUCCAUCAGUGCGCUGGAUAAGCGGAUCAGGGGGAGGUGGAGGAAAGAUCCAGAGAGCAGACUGGAGCGAAAGGGGGGAGUGUCUGAGCGCGAGACACACACACACACACACACGCAGGCGCGCGCACACACGCACCAGGGCUCCACGCGCCUUUCAGUUUAACUUCAAACAGUCCAGCGCGCGCCUCGCCGUUUGGAAUCUUCGUUUUUUGCGUCUCUUGUCUCUCUGAUCAGCCGCCUUUGAAGACCCAGCGGACUUACCGGCUCCUCUUACCCAGGUGCGGUGAUUUUCCCAGUUGAGCAGAAGCGGCGAAUCAUCAUGCAGGAUCACUGUCCCAGCAGAGAGCCAGUGCGGUGGGGCAGCCGCUGAACACCUAGCCUCACCUGCUUCUAGUCUCAGCCAAUCAGCUCUCAGAGUCCAUCCGGCUCCACUGACACAAGCCAAGUCCAUCCCAGCCUUCAGCCAGGGAGCUGAGUGACCGUUCGUUUGCUUCUGUGUGUUGUGUGUUUGUGUGAGUGUGUGUUGUGUGUGAGUGUGUGUGUGUGUUGUGUGUGAGUGUGUGUGUGUGUAUAUAUAUAUAUAUAUAUAUAUAUAUAUAUAUAUAUAUAUGUGUGCUGCCAUGGCGUUCACGUUGUCGGAGAUCAUGGCUGCACGGCGGCAGCAGCAGCAGCAGCAGACCCAGAGAGCUGGGAGAGGAGUGGUGGAGGUGGACGAGUACAGCUCCAAUCCCACUCAAGCCUUCACCUUCUACAACAUCAACCAGGGACGCUUCCAGCCUCCCCACGUACACAUGGUUGAUCCGCUGCCCCAUGACACCCCCAAGCCCCCUGGCUACACUCGCUUUGUGUGCAUCUCAGACACACACUCGCGCACCGACAGCAUUCAGAUGCCAUACGGUGAUGUUUUACUGCAUGCGGGAGACUUCACCGAGCUCGGCCUGCCCAGCGAGGUCAAGAAAUUCAACGAUUGGCUUGGCACUCUACCCUACGAGAUUAAGAUUGUGAUCGCGGGAAACCACGAGCUGACGUUCGAUCAGGAGUUCAUGGCUGACCUGAUCAAGCAGGACUUCUACUACUUUCCCUCUGCCUCCAAACUGAAGCCAGAGAACUAUGAGAAUGUGCAGUCGCUGCUCACCAACUGCAUCUACCUGCAGGACUCGGACGUUACUGUCAGAGGCUUUCGUAUAUACGGCUCGCCAUGGCAGCCGUGGUACUAUGGCUGGGGUUUUAAUCUGCCGCGAGGACAAGCUCUGUUGGACAAGUGGAACCAGAUCCCAGACUCCACUGACAUUCUGCUCACACACUGCCCUCCUCUGGGAUUUCUCGACUGGGUGCCCAGGAAGAUGCAGCGCGUCGGCUGCAUGGAGCUGUUAAACACAGUCCAGAGAAGAGUCCAACCCAAACUACAUGUCUUUGGACACAUACAUGAAGGUUACGGCAUGAUGACGGACGGAACCACCACUUUUAUUAACGCCUCCACGUGUACAGUCAACUUCCAGCCUAUGAACUCCCCCAUUGUCUUCGACCUGCCCAAUCCCAGGAGCUCUUGAUUAAACUCCAGAAAGCUAAUCCCUGCAUCUCAUCAUCGCUGUCUCCAAUCAGGGUCCCCUCUCUGAGUUUAUUUGGGUACUCUUUUUUUGUGUGUAUAUAAAGGAGAGCAAUACUGUGCUCUGGACAUUUUUUUGGUGAGAUUUUCAUCCGUUGGUGUGAAACGUUCUGUCCUCGAAUAGUGACUCUGCUACUGCCUCAUUUAAAGACGUUUUACCAUGUUUUUAAGUGGGCCUCGCUCUUUCAUUGCACUUGAAACGUUGCGACAAUCCCUUCAGCUGUUAACGGUGUUGGCUCAUCGGACAACCGCGGGAUUCUGGGAGGUGGUGGCGUCGGCGGCUCGGGACUCCUCAUAAUUUAAUCCGGGAAAAGAAUCUCGGGAACCUGGAAGCCUCAAAAAAGGACCUCAGAGAAAUAAACUGAUUUUUUUCUGAAAUUCUAGAAGGUCUAGAAGAUCAGAAGUGCAUCGGAUGAAGUGUCAUGAAGUGAAAUUGCCCGCCUUGAUUUUUGCGACACUUUCACUUCAUUCUUCACCUUUUUUUUUUUUGUUCUUUUUGCUCCCAUCUCUUACCUUAUCCAGUGCCAUGCUGCUGUGAAGGUUUGUUCAGGGUGUGUGUCAUCUCCUCCUCCUCCUCUUCCUCUCUUUUCCCAGCUAUUUCAUUUUGGGAUGGAAGUCAGACACUGAACGUGUGCAAUGUACAAAUGUUGAUGUGGAAAAAAUAUAAAUGUCUCCAUU